CAUCACUGUUUCGAGUUUCGACUUUCAAAGUUAGAAACUCCAUUUUCUUUGGAAUUGUGUUGUUUAGUGUUAAAAAUAAACCAAUCGUGUUUAAAAAUUGUGAACUAGUGUUUUUUAUCUUGACAAUUGAAAAUAUCCAAAACAUUAUUUAAAUUGACGGAUGGUGAUAACGACCUUGCAGAAUAAAGCUUGCUCUGCAUUUGUAUUGGUGCGUAAAACGUAAAAUAAUAUAUUAUCCAUAUCUAAGCAAGCUUAAGUUGUGAAUGUUUUAAAAGUAAGUGAUUCAAUGGAAUGUAUUUUGCAUGGAUGACGUAAAAGACUAAAAUUGCAAAGGUAUUAUGUAUACAUCUGUGUAUGGCGAAGACCACCUGGGUAUCAGGCUACAAAAUUUUAAAUUAUGUUUGGCACUACUGGUAUGGUAAGAAGUCCACAACAAGCGACCGGACAAGUCGCGCAAAAUGGUAGCACUACAUUUCCGAGAUCUCACCAUCAAAGAACAGGUAGACCACCAGCAGCACCUAAGUCAUAUGACUAUCUUUUAAAAGUGUUGCUUGUGGGUGACUCUGAUGUUGGGAAACAGGAGAUCCUACAGGACCUGGAGGAUGGGUCAGCCGACUCCCCAUUCUGCAGUGGUAGCGCAUAUAAAACAACAACAAUCCUUCUGGAUGGCAAAAGAGUAAAGUUGCAGCUGUGGGACACAUCAGGACAGGGAAGAUUUUGUACAAUCAUCCGUUCAUACUCUAGAGGAGCUCAGGGCAUCUUGCUUGUGUAUGACAUCACUAAUAAAUGGUCCUUUGACAGUAUUGACAGGUGGCUUGAGGAAGUUGAAAAGCACGCCCCUGGUGUACCGAAGGUGCUAGUUGGGAAUCGUCUGCACCUCGCGUUCAAACGACAAGUGCAAGAGCGAGACGCCGAGUUGUAUGCAGCUAAGAAUCACAUGGCAUUCUUUGAAGUGAGCCCGCUGUGUGACUUCAACAUACGUGAAAGUUUCUGCGAGCUGUCACGCAUGGCCCUGCAUCGGAAUGGCAUGGAGCGGCUGUGGAGAAGUAAUAAAGUUCUCAGUCUGCAAGAGCUGUGCUGUCGAGCUAUCGUUGCCCGGACAUCAGUCUACGGGCUGGAGCGACUGCCUUUGCCCGGGGCUCUCAAGUCCCACCUUAAGUCGUACGCCAUAUCGGCAGCCCCCACGCGGCACAGAGCACGACCCCACAAGCAUCCUCACCACGCCAGACUUAACUGCAGCGGCAGAAACUCGUGUCAGAUUGUUUAAUAUAUAACGAUAUAAUAUACUUACAUCAUUUAUACGUCUAGAUAGACAGAUGUGAAUACGUCGAAAAUCAGUUUGACGUAAUUCCAGAACAACAUUCCAAACCACAAUCAUGUCGAAAUUGAGUUAAGAACACAAAACUGGUCAGGUGAUUCAUAUUAUCGGACUGACAAAAAAUGGCAGCCCUACUGUGACUCUUUAAAUGUCAUCAUGACUUACGGCCUUUCCCAAUAUUGAGUCUAUCUCUUACUUGAGAUUAAAAUCGUAACUAUCGUUGUCUUUUCUGUCCCAAUAAACUUAUCGACGGUAACUCACCUUAUCCUUACCCGCUGUCUGUCAAUGGGACGACCGCGACGUAUAGCUUACCAGCGAUAGAAGUUUGUAUGGAAAUUUCAAUUCACGCGUCCCAAUAUAAGGCGAUAAGAAUGACUUAUCUGGUAUAUUGGGACAGAUUAUUGACAGCUGAUUAGUGACAGUAGAAGGUAGUAAUUUAUCUCUAUCUGUAGAUAGUAUAUUGGGAACGGCCGUUCGUAGCCCAACGCACAUGUAUGGAAUACACUAAUAUUUAUUUAACUUGAAACACGAAUUUCUUAAAAUGUGAUGUUUGUGGCUUGGAACGUUUUUCAGGAACUACGUCCAGUUUUGAGUUAACCUCUAUUUUGAGCAAUGCACGCACACAAACACAAAGUGCCAUACAAAUCGCGAGUGUUAGACGUAUCUUGUUUAGGUAUGAAACAUGGCCUGUUUUUUAUCGGUUGUCUAGCAGCAAGAGAUUCUAUCUAGACGUAUAAAUUCACUAAGCCACUAUUGUUAUAAUUCGAUAUCUUCUCGAGUGUGAAAAGCCUGCAAACAAGUAAUGACUAAUCACAUUUAUACUUAACUUUUUAUUUUUCGUUCCAUACAUUAGUUACGUCACACGAAAUCGUGAUUUUUAUGACCGGUCAUUGUCACAGCUGGUCACGUUUGUGAGAUGUACCACAUAUACCUAGUUAUCCUUUUUCACUUUUGUGACACAAUGUCGAUUUGUCGACUUGUCGUUUGACUUAGUGGGAAAGAACGUUUUUGUUUACAAAAAGACGUAUACAAAGAUAUACAGGUGUUAAUGUUCUGAAUAUCUGUAUUUCAUUAUCAUUUGAUUAUUUAAUUUAAAUUAAGCCGUUUGUUAGUGUUUAGUUACUUAAAACUAUGGUGUUGAGUAUGCCACAAACUUAUUUAUCGCUGUCUCGUAAUGACUUUCUAUACAUAUAGACAAAUCACGUCAUACAUAUAAAAACAAAGCCGAAAUAUAUAACAUGCAACAAAUUACUCUAUAAUAAACUUCUACUGCAAUAUCUAUACAUUGCCGCAUUUACUCCAGUUGUUUAAAAUGUUCUUGGUCAAUAAGCAGCAAUGUAAAAUGUCUAUUUAGUUUAGGUUCUGUAUGUUCAAUUUAGAACCCGAUUCGGAAAGUGACACACGACUAAGAAGAAAAGUGUACUUACAUUGUCUUUAAGGACACUUUUGCCGUUUCGCUAUCAGAUUGCGAAUGAUAUGUCCUUAUAUGUGGAUUGGAACGCAUCCAUGUUUUUGCAUUCCUUUAAAGUUAUAAUAGCGUUUUUUAUUUAACAAGCACACACAUUCAUAACACAGUUUAUGUGUAUUUUUUGAUAAAAAGAUCUAGCAUGCUAGCUUAGAAUCACUUUCAGAUUGUAAAAACGAAUCUUGUUUCGGCAAAUGUUUUGAUAAACAUGUUCGGAGGACGAGGAUGCAAGCAUUUGAAUUUAAUUAAUUAUUUCAAUUGGUCACUGACAUAUUUUAGCCUAAUUUCACCGUACUAUGACGAUGUUAAUUAAGAAGACCUUCCCUUGUAAUAAUUAUUUAUAUGAUGAACUCAAUUUCGAGUCGCUUCUUGUCUGAAAUAGGUACAGUACAAAAUUAGAGCAGUGUCCUGUAACAGUGGUAGAGGUAAAAAGGUAUAAGAGGCAUUUAUUUUCUCAAAAUUGAUUCCUUUAGAAUUCUUUUUGAUGUCAUUUCUAAUAUACUUGACACUACUACCGCUUCGGAAACAAAUGGCGCUCUGAGAGAGAAGAAACGGCGCAAGAAACUCUCCCAGCAUUAUUUUUUUAUCUAACGCAUAUGUAGUAUUGCACGGUUUGGUUAAUGUAUAUGUAUAGGUGACGUGAGACAUCAGACCUUUGUCUGAGAGUAACACACGUUUAAAACGGUGUGACUGUAGUAGACAUUUCGUUGAAGUAUAUUUUGUAUGUCGGUAUAAAAAUAUUAAUCGCACUAUUUGGUAUUAUCUGUAGACACGCGUAUGGCGUGAAAGGCUUUCUCGUUUCAUUCAUCUUAGACGCGCUAGACUUGAUGCCCUCAGGGCUAAGGCUGAGAUAGGUAGAAAAGAGAGAGAGGAAUUCUAUGAUCGUUGUAAAAAUAAUGGUAAUAUGCAAGUAACAAGACUAUUCAAUCACUGUGCAAUUAUAAUAUAUGAGCCACAUCCUGAGAGUGGAACAAGAUAUACUUACCAAAAUUUACGAUACAUGCGGUUCGCUGUAUUCCUAACAAAGAAUAAAGGGCUGUAAGUGACAACGGAUUUGUGAUUAGCGUAGGUUUAAUGAGCGCAUUAUAUUACUUAACAUUGUAACACUAUGACUAAUAUAAAUGUUAUUUAAUUUCUAUGUGAAUACUUAGCACGCCAUUUAGGCCUUUUUGAUGUCCAUAUUAUACUAUUCUAGCUAAGUAAGUUAGUUAGUGGCCAUCCGUAAAGUAUGUCACACGAAUUUCAUGAUUUUGCGUCCCCUCCCCAGUCGUUGUCACAGCUGGUCACAUUUGUCAGUCUCUCCCCCUCUCCUACCUAGUGUGAUGUCACAUAUUUCGUAAUAAUUUUAUUAGCAGCAAUGUUAAUUAUUUCUAUUUCGUGUUCCUCCGGGUUUCUCUCCCCGACCCUUGUCACACUUUGACGACCCCGUCCCCCCUCGUAACAUGUGAUGUAAUUUUUGGAUGGCCCCUUAGUGUACAAUAUUAAUAAUGCAACAAUUUAUUCUUAUAUCUAUUUACAAACAGGCCAUUAGUGUAUCUCUUAAUCUGUGUAACCUUAACUGCAUUGUUUUGAACUGACUGCCAAUUUACAUUCUCGAUAAGGAGGGUAGAGGUAAAAAGAACCGUCUGAGGUAGGUUGAAAAAUGUCCCGCUGUAUAAUGGCAAUAUAAAUCUUCCUAUUAUGGAGAUAAGACGUUAGCGUUCUAAUAGUUUCGAUAUGAACAUAGCUGUUGUAAAUGGUGUGAAGUUUACUGAUUUCAAUGAAGCCGGCUAGAUUAUAGUUACCGCAACGGCGCCUAUCUCUGCGGUGAAGCCUUAAUGUGUAAGCAUUAUUGUGUUACUGGCCAAAUUAGACUUAAGUUAUAUCUCAAGGUGACGAGCACAUUAUUGUGGUGCAGCUCAGAAUUUUUCAAGAAUUCUGAGUGGCACUGCAUUGUAAUGGACAGGGCGUAUUAAUUAACAUCAGCUGGAUGUCCUGCUCGUCUCGUCUCUUGCUGUCAAAUAUAUAUUAAAAGUUCGCCAAAACAAAGAGGAAAUUGUUCAUUUCUCUAUCUUAAUCUAAUUACGUUUAGCGCGUCUUUAAAAAUUAUCGUUGUAAACCGCAGCGCCACCCUAAUUGGACGCGUUUUACGGACACUUUUUCAUAAAUAGAUGUGGUUCUUACCUCUACCCUACAUAACUCUUAAUUAAACUUGUUUUACGAAUAAGUGGGACGACGCCUAAGACCAUAGACAAGAUGAUUUUUGACAGAAGAAACUUCAAACUACAAAGAUGUCUAUGGAAUAGACAUUAGUUAUCAAUAUGUAUCUAAUAAUGAUAGCCUGACAACUUGUGAAUGUAAUUUACCUUGACUUAAAUUAUUUACUCUUUGUACACCGACUUUAACCGUGCUAAAUUGAAUGAAGGUGCGUGUUAGUUGCCCAUUAAAACCCGGCCAUAACGGACAAAAGAAAAACCCUUAGAUAAUUUAUGCGUCUAGAUUGACUUUGACAGCUGUGAAAACGUCGAAAAAUAUUGAAGUUGCCAGUUAACCUUUAUUUGUGCAAUGCUGCGUGCACCAACACAAAGUGACAUGCAAAUGGCGAGUGUAAGACAUAGCUUGUUACGCACACUAAAGUAAUAAACCUGGCCUGUUUUCAUCGGAUGUCUUACAGCAAUCUAGUAUCUAAGAAAAAAACAUACAAAUCAUUGUUGGUUCAGCCUAUAAUUACGCGUGUAAACAUCAAGUCCAACCAUUUAUCAAUUUUGAACGACAUUUAACAUUAAUAAAGCAUAAAUAUUUUCUUCAUGAUAAAUAAUAAGCAAAUUAUUUCGUUUUGACAAACUUUUGGUUUACUAUAUUAGCUGGCAACACUUAAAUGCCAUAUCUAGAAUUAUUACCGUCUUACAGUUGAUUAAGCGGCAAAUAUUGUACAACAUUUUGUUCAGUCCGUCCCUAGGUCGGUAGAAGAUGAAUAAUUUUUUAAUAUCCAUUUACCCAACUAUCUUAACUUUUUCACUUAAGGUCUAUCGAUUCCUAGGAGUAAUAUAAGACAUCCUUGCACGUUACAAGGUAUUUCUUUAGAUCAUUUAUAGGCCUAGAUAGACUGGCAGCUGUGAAAACGUCGAAAAAAGAAUGAAGUUGACGGCUAACCUCUAUUUUGAGCAAUGCGUGCAUUAACACAAAUGGCGAGUGUAAGACGUAGCUUGUCACGCACACUAGAGUCCUAAACCUGGCCUGUUUUCAUCGGUUGUCUAGCAGCAAUAGCCUAUCUAGACGUAUAAAUUGUCAAAGUGUAUUUCUUUAAAGUUAUUUGUAAGGAACUUAUGUAUCUGUUAGUCGAGUUCUAAAUGUGUAAUAAUAAUAAUAAUAACAUGCAUUUGAUGGUGACGUUACGUUUAAUUUUUUAUUUUAAUGUUUAAUCGUAAGUGUAUGUAUAGUGUAAAAUAGCAUCUAUUAACUACAGGUUCAAACAGCGAGACGUGAUACUAUCGUUUGUAUGACAUUAAAGGUCAUGGUUGCAUGCACUCGCAUUGUCUUACAGGGGAGAUGUUGCAAAACUUCACAACAAGUGGCACUUAUAUGUAAUUUUCUAUACCGUUUAAUAUCCAAAAGUAUAAGGCUUUGCAACACCUUGAGCGGAAUCGUACAGUGCACGUAAGUAAUUGGGUCGCAUUGUCACAUCGAGGGCUGGCGAAAAUUGAGACUUAACAUAGAUUUUCAAGUUUCCGGUUCUCUGACGUGUUUGUUGUACUACUGUACUAGAGCGCGCGAAUCGACGCACGCACACAUACACACGAUAUACACGGCCGCUAAGCAAUCUUGGUAACACAAAACUAGUUAAUCUUUUUCUUCGUAAUUUUUUUUUUGUUGUACCAACCCUAGCGCUCCGUCCAGACGUAGGUAUAAAUUUCGAGGAGACGGCUGAGUUACGCUACUGUACUAUUACUUACAUUGUGUUUGUGACGCGUUUAUAUCAGCGUACCGCUUUACAUUCCUGCCAAGUCGUAUUUAAAUAGUACAUUGUACACAUGUAGAAACAGGAGAAUGUUGGCUAUAUCAACGAUAGCUUAUUUUAGGCACGAGGUGAACCCGAGGGCAAAACACCCUAGUAGGCUUUCUUUGAGCACUUUUUUCCGAGUACUGUAGUAUGAUAAUAAUGUAUAUAAUAUCCGUUUCAUAAAUGAAAGAGCUCUUUAAAAUGUUUUUUUUUAAAAGAUUAAAUGUGUCACAUAGUUCGAAUCAUAUACUUAGAAUAUACUACGGUAUAGAUGACCUGGCAGCCCGUUAAUUCGUGAUCAAUUAAAUUUAUCAAUGUGUGCGUUAGCUUAGUUAGGUGGGUGACGUGGGUACGUUACCCACUAGGGUAUAAUAUUCAAUACACUAAGGAGAUAAUGACAACAGUGACUGACAAGAAUUCGCUUACCUUUUCUAUCUUGCUGAAACCCCGUCAUAGGUGUUUAACUCUCUCUCGCACGUCUUGUAUAUCUUCAAAAUAUAUAGUAACCAAAUAAAAAAUAAGUUCAUGUUAGAAAUGAAGUUUUCAAUGGGCUGGAAAAAGAAUCAAAAUGGAGGUAACAUCUUACCUGCAUCAAUUAAUUUUUGCCUAUUAAACUAACAGGGCUUUUCUUGUAAUCGAGUACUUAUAUUGAAAAAUAUUUUUAUUGUAUUUUGGUUAGAGCUGAUGCUCGUUUCGAAUCCUCUAAAAUAUGAAAAUAAUAUUAAUAAUAAUAAUACCUGAAUGAAGGAGACUAGGAAUUCUAUAUAAUUAAUAUCUGGCAACACAAAAUAAUAACUAAUUAAAUGUAUCAUGUCUGGCUGCUAGACCUGUGAAGUACAAUUUAGUCGAUUUAUACUUAAUUAAUAUUUACUUGGUGCCCGUGCUUUUGUUUUUUUUUAUUAAUCUGUAAUUAUUAAUUCCUUGUUGCGAAAAUUAUGUAAAUAUUUUGUUACAACGACAAAUGUCUUUAUAUUUUAUUUGUUGAUGAAAAAUUCCUGGCAAAGUUUAGCUUUUGUAUAUAAUCUUUUUUAUUUGUGAUAUUUUAUUCUACACAAAAUCCAAAAAAAUAUUGCCAACUGAGAGUUCGGUAAUUACAGUCAUAAAUAUUAUCUUUUGUAACGAUAAGUUGUGAAAUAAAAGUAAUUCAAAAAUGU
This is a messenger RNA of Leptidea sinapis, 7916 nucleotides long. RefSeq names its product ras-related protein Rab-40C (gene Rab40). Gene Ontology annotation, molecular function: GTP binding; GTPase activity. The transcript is spliced from 5 exons. NCBI's taxonomy places the organism in Eukaryota, Metazoa, Arthropoda, Insecta, Lepidoptera, Pieridae. Bases 398 to 1267 code for a protein of 289 amino acids. Gene Ontology annotation, biological process: protein localization to plasma membrane; intracellular signal transduction. Gene Ontology annotation, cellular component: endosome; plasma membrane; synaptic vesicle. The record is from RefSeq and is a predicted model, not a curated record.